Molecule: messenger RNA, 1224 nt
Organism: Hydatigera taeniaeformis
Lineage: Eukaryota; Metazoa; Platyhelminthes; Cestoda; Cyclophyllidea; Taeniidae
Source: the annotation of a GenBank genome assembly
GCUUAUGAUGUGCUGCUUCUGUGUCUCUUCAUGAUCAUUCUGCACAAUCCACGUUUUCCUUCUCUCUUCUACUUCUCCCACAUCCACACCGAUGUGUAUCAACAAAAUACGAUGAAGCUUGAUGAAGGUUCGUUGCGCGGAAAACUUAUGAAUACUGGCGAUGUGCCCUGGACCAGGGAAAACCACGCUCCAUAUCAAUCAACUGUAGGUCCGCGCAAUCUGAUGGCUGACCUGAUUGAAUAUACCUCUGUGGUUAUGCAGAGAAUUCGGGGAGAUUCUGAUGGUCUGUAUACGUGUAGCCUCUGCUUCAAAAUCAUGUCCCAUGCAACAAUGGUAGAGGCUUUACAAUUUCUCAUCAAUCCGAAUCUGUCCGUCUGUCGUUUCCUGCACGAAUACAACAUUUACUUCACCAUUCAGCUACAUCGAGUGCCUCUUCGACACCGCAAGUCCAGCAUUGGUUUACUCGAUCGCAGUUCCAAUAACACUAUGGCUGCUGUUCUCUUAGAUCUUCUGGUUGAGUUUUUCUGUACUCACCUGAUGAAAUCCUUCCCUUUUGCAAUUCAUGGAGAGUGUUUGAACAUUUGCUAUCAUCUACUUUCGCACCAAAAAGAGCGCGGUCUUCGGUUAAACUAUGAUUGGAGCCAAUUAUGGAAAGCUCUCUUCGACCUCAUGUCGUAUGUCAUCAAACCAAAUGGCCCAUCUCUCUGUGAGGCAACAUUUACCACUCUUUUAAAGAUUGUAGGGAUAUUCAACUUCUUUAUAACCUUCGGAGGCUAUUUUCUCCCCAAUCCGGGCGCCUACGACUUUCUUUACUAUGAGUUGAUUCGUAUGAAGGACGUGGUAGAGCGGUUGAUUCUCUUUGUCAAUAAACACUCCUCGUCGCCCAAAAGCACUUGGCAGGCCUUGACAGCGAAUCUGUAUGAGUCUUUGGAAAAUUUGAAGAACAUUGUGAACCACUUCAAUGAAAAGAUUGCUGCCCACGUUUCCAAGGAUCGGGGUACUUCAUUGACUGAAGCACAGGUGUUUGACAUUAUUCAAAAAAAUUACGAAUCACUCAAUCUGCGGGUCUACGAGGACCUAUACAAGUACUACGAAGAGGCGGCGGUUGAUGGGGACGAGGACAACGAUCGUAUGGUAUGUCUCGACCUCAUUCGCGUAUUGAGACUGAUUGGGGCCAUUGAAUACCACAUUUUGCGGUCUCCUAUUCACAUCUUUCAAUCUUAA